Molecule: messenger RNA, 1555 nt
Organism: Paraphaeosphaeria sporulosa
Lineage: Eukaryota; Fungi; Ascomycota; Dothideomycetes; Pleosporales; Didymosphaeriaceae
Product: MFS general substrate transporter
Exons: 6
Coding region: 115-1536 (473 amino acids)
Biological process (GO): transmembrane transport
Cellular component (GO): membrane
Molecular function (GO): transmembrane transporter activity
Source: RefSeq, a predicted model, not a curated record
GUUGGGACAAUCGAGAGCGAGGACUUCCAGCAGCCGUCGUCCAUCUGCUUUCCCACGGAGCUCAGCAUCCACUGGUGUGACUACACUUCCAACACGCAUAACACCACCGCCACAAUGACCCUCCACCAAAACGGCAGCUCCUCAACCUCCGUCAUGGAGCCUCCCGCCGUCGAGCUCAAUGACCUCUCGCACUAUAUCUCCACUCACAACGCAGCGAAGCUCCCACACGCCAAACCAUCCAGCAUCAAAGCCGGCAAGACGCUCCAGGAGCAGGAUCCCAUCGAGAGGCUACCAUCCCCGACGACGCAGGCAGAUGCCAAGCUCGAGCAGUGGAAUGCGCCGCGGGGCAAUAUGUGGAGGACGCUGGCGGCGUUCUGGAGCUUUGUGGUUAUGGGGGCUAAUGAUGCGGCGUAUGGUGCUUUGAUUCCUUAUCUUCAGGAGUACUACGACCUUACUUUUGUCGUCAUCUCGUUGAUCUUUUUGUCGCCUUUUGUUGGGUACACUGCAUCGGCGCUGCUCAAUAACGCUAUUCAUCUCAAGUUUGGCCAAAGAGGAGUGGCUUUCCUUUCGCCAGGGUGCCAUCUCAUCGCCUAUGUCAUCAUUGCCGUGCAUCCUCCGUACCCUGUUCUGGUCGUCGUCUUUACGCUAGCAGGCUUUGGGAACGGUUUGGCUGAUGCAGCGUGGAAUGCAUGGAUCGGAAACAUGGCGAAUGCCAAUGAAGUUCUGGGUUUCCUGCAUGGCUUCUAUGGUGUCGGCGCCGUGCUCUCGCCGCUUAUCGCCACCACGAUGAUUACCAAGGGUCAGCGAUUGCCAUGGUAUAUGUUUUACUAUGUCAUGAUCGGAUUGGCUGUUGUUGAACUUGGUACUUCGCUUGCAGCUUUCUGGACUGAGACUGGCGCCGUAUUCCGCCAGAAUAAUGAGCGCACCUCCGACAGUAAGGACAGUCGCAUGAAGGAAGCACUGAUUCGCAUGCCCCAUGCACGAAUCACAUGGAUCUGCGCCAUAUUCCUCCUCGGUUACGUUGGCAUCGAAGUCGCCCUCGGUGGCUGGAUUGUCAAGUUCAUGCUGGAAGUGCGGAGCGGAAAGGACUUCGCGAGCGGCAUGGUGGCAACAGGGUACUGGAUGGGAAUCACUGUUGGGAGGUUCAUCUUGGGCUUCGUCACGCCGCGGAUAGGCGAGAAGUUAGCUAUCGCUAUCUACCUUCCCCUGACCAUGGCUCUCGAACUCAUCUUUUGGCUCGUCCCGCAGUUCUACGUCUCCGCCGUCGCCGUCGCCUUGCAGGGCUUUCUGAUGGGGCCGCUGUUCCCCGCCGUGAUAGUCGUCGCCACGAAGCUGCUCCCUAAGCACCUGCACGUCAGUGCGAUCGGGUUUGCUGCUGCUUUUGGUGGUUCUGGUGCUGCCGUGUUUCCCUUCGCUGUGGGAGCGAUCGCUCAGGCGAAGGGUGUCAAGGUGUUGCAGCCGAUUGUUCUGGCGCUGCUUGGGGCCAUUCUAGGGCUUUGGCUGUGCUUACCGAGGAUUAGGAGGAAGGAGGAGUGAUAGAUGUGCUAUGGUGGAC